Salvelinus namaycush (lake trout) is the source of this 1080-nucleotide messenger RNA. Its product is annotated as testis-specific serine/threonine-protein kinase 1-like. Bases 1 to 1080 code for a protein of 359 amino acids. Gene Ontology annotation, molecular function: protein serine/threonine kinase activity; ATP binding; tau-protein kinase activity. Gene Ontology annotation, cellular component: cytoplasm. The transcript has a single exon. The record is from RefSeq and is a predicted model, not a curated record. Lineage: Eukaryota; Metazoa; Chordata; Actinopteri; Salmoniformes; Salmonidae. Gene Ontology annotation, biological process: intracellular signal transduction; protein phosphorylation; microtubule cytoskeleton organization.
AUGGAUGACUCAUUGGUGCUGAAGAAACGGGGAUAUACACUGGGCAUCAGUUUAGGCGAGGGGUCAUACGCCAAAGUAAAAUCCGCUUAUUCUGAGCGUCUGAAGACCAAUGUUGCUAUCAAAAUUAUUAACAGAAGAAAGGCGCCGGCGGAUUUUUUGGAGAAGUUCUUACCCCGGGAACUGGAGAUCCUUGCAUCCCUAAAUCACCGAAACAUUGUCAAGACCUUCGAGAUAUUCGAGACUUCAGAAGGGAAGGUGUACAUGAUUAUGGAGCUUGGUGUGCAAGGGGACCUACUAGAGUUCAUCAAAUUCAGGGGUGCUUUGCCCGAGGAUUUCACCAGAAAACUGUUCAAACAACUGUCACUUGCAAUACAAUUUGCACACGACCUAGAUGUUGUUCACAGAGACCUGAAAUGUGAAAACCUGCUAUUGGACAAAGACUUCAACCUCAAAGUGUCGGACUUUGGAUUUGCCAGGAGGAUCAAUUAUGAUGACGCUGGACAAAUGAUUCUCAGCAAAACAUUCUGUGGCUCUGCAGCCUAUGCAGCACCAGAGGUAUUACAGGGGCUCCCAUACAACGCCAAAGUGUAUGACGUUUGGAGUAUGGGGGUCGUUCUAUUCAUCAUGCUCUGUGGGUCUAUGCCCUAUGAUGACUCCAAUAUUAAGAAGAUGCUGAAGAUUCAGAAAGAGCAUCGCGUUGACUUCCCACGCAGCAAAACUGUCCCUACGGAGUGCAAAGACCUGAUGUAUCGCAUGCUUAACCCAGAUGUGGCCCAGAGGAUAGAGAUCGAUGAUAUCCUUGAGCAUGUAUGGGUGCAGUCAAAAUCCAAAUCACAUGAUGGUAGUAAGAGACGAGAAGAUGGGCCUUCAUCUGAAGCUGCUUGCUCCAAAAAAGAAAAGGGUGAAAGUAGUAAGCAUCCUCAUGGCAAUGAGAACAAGAAAGGGGAAAAAGUGGAGGUUGAGGCCAAAUUGGGCCCUAAACUUUCUGUGGAGGGCAAAGAGGCAGCUGAAUCAUCUAAGCACACCAAGAAAGAAUCAUCCCCAGAUGCAAGGAAUGACAUCCCCGCUGAUUCAUGUUGA